Molecule: messenger RNA, 794 nt
Organism: Mercurialis annua (annual mercury)
Lineage: Eukaryota; Viridiplantae; Streptophyta; Magnoliopsida; Malpighiales; Euphorbiaceae
Product: ethylene-responsive transcription factor 13-like
Exons: 1
Coding region: 27-773 (248 amino acids)
Biological process (GO): ethylene-activated signaling pathway; regulation of DNA-templated transcription
Molecular function (GO): DNA-binding transcription factor activity; DNA binding
Source: RefSeq, a predicted model, not a curated record
UUCUAUUUUUCCUUCUGAUCAUCGAAAUGUUUGGAGAAAUUAGCACUUCUUUGGAGUCAAUCCAAGAUUAUCUUCUCAAAGAUGACUUUGAAACCCUAAAAAAUACCUCAUUACAUUCUUUACUUGAAGAUGAUUUUCAAACCUUCGACGAUUCAUCUCUUAAGUUUGAAGAUUCGCAGGAUAUCGAUAUUAGUUUUAUUGAUCUACGGUUUGAUUCCAAUUCCAAGGUCGAGGAUACUAUAAUGCAGCCGGAUGACCGUCGACCUCAAGAAGCAGUCACCACGGCAGAAAAUGCACCAUCUAGGGCAAAAAACGCGCAGUCUAGUGGGUCGCAGUAUAAAGGUGUUAGGAGGAGGCCCUGGGGCAAAUACGCGGCGGAGAUUAGAGAUCCGAAGAGACAUGGAGCUAGAAUUUGGCUUGGUACUUACGAGACACCAGAAGAUGCGGCGCUGGCUUAUGAUAGAGCUGCAUUUGAAAUGCGCGGUUGUAAAGCUAAGCUCAAUUUUCCUCAUUUAAUUGGCUCAGUUGAUUAUGAGCCGAUUAGAAUGACUAACAAACGCUGCUCGUCGGAACCAUCUUGUUCAUCGUCGUGCUCUCCAUCGCUGUUGGAGGUGCAGGAUGAUGAUUCUCCAAGGUCUCAGAAGAAAAAGAAAACAAUAAACUCAAUAGCUAAUGCUCUAGCACAAAAUGUUUAUCAGUUUAGCCAUGUCAUCAAUACUCAAUUUAGCCAAGACAAUUCGAACCAAGUGUAUAUGAAUUCCUUAUUAAAAUAAAUUGCAUUCUUUCAUUUGAUA